CCCGGGGACAGGGAGUCAUGCGCGGCCUCUCUGGGCGCUCGGCGCUGCGGGGGCUGCUGUGCGGCGCGCGGGCCGCGGGCCCCAGGCUGCUCGCGUGCUCCAGCUCUGGAGGACCCUCCUGGGCCCGGGAGCGGACCCUGGUUGCAGUGAAGCCAGAUGGGGUGCAGCGGCGGCUUGUCGGGGAUGUGAUCCAGCGCUUUGAGAGGAGGGGCUUCAAGCUGGUGGGGAUGAAGAUGCUGCAGGCGCCAGAGCGCAUCCUUGCUGCGCACUACCAUGACCUGCAGAGGAAGCCCUUCUAUCCAGCCCUCAUCAGCUACAUGAGCUCCGGCCCGGUGGUGGCCAUGGUCUGGGAAGGCCCCAAUGUGGUCUGCACCUCUAGGGCCAUGAUAGGACACACCAACUCAGCUGAGGCUGCCCCUGGCACCAUCCGGGGAGACUUCAGCAUCCACAUCAGCAGGAACGUCAUCCAUGCCAGCGACUCUGUGGAGGGGGCCCAGAGGGAGAUCCAGCUGUGGUUCCAGAGCAGUGAGCUGGUGGACUGGGCAGACGAAGGGCACCACAGCAGCAUCUAACCAGCCUGAGCACUCAGGCUGCCCUCGGUCACCCCAGCAUCCACCCAGGACCAACUACCUCUGUCCACGAGACCUUGAGCCCACAUCCAUGCUCUGCCCAUCUGUUCCCGAACACUUGCCUGUCCACUUUCUGCCCCACCCCAGCCCAGAGGGGUUGAGCCACCAACUUUAUGUGCCUUUUAGUAUCAUCCUAAGCCAGCAAGAGAUUGGGCCAAAUCCUUUCUAUACCAAAGUGCCAGAUAAGCUUUGGGGUGUCUCCAAAAGCUGGUAAUGUGACCUCCCUUCCCCCAAAGUGGGGACAUUAAAAUUCACUGUGCUGUG
Messenger RNA from Hippopotamus amphibius kiboko, 893 nucleotides. RefSeq names its product NME/NM23 nucleoside diphosphate kinase 4 (gene NME4). Gene Ontology annotation, molecular function: nucleoside diphosphate kinase activity. Gene Ontology annotation, biological process: CTP biosynthetic process; GTP biosynthetic process; UTP biosynthetic process. The record is from RefSeq and is a predicted model, not a curated record. The transcript is spliced from 5 exons. The coding region runs from base 18 to 572 and encodes 184 amino acids. NCBI's taxonomy places the organism in Eukaryota, Metazoa, Chordata, Mammalia, Artiodactyla, Hippopotamidae.